This is a messenger RNA of Penicillium expansum, 1041 nucleotides long. RefSeq names its product phenylacetaldoxime dehydratase family protein. The transcript has a single exon. Bases 1 to 1041 code for a protein of 346 amino acids. Lineage: Eukaryota; Fungi; Ascomycota; Eurotiomycetes; Eurotiales; Aspergillaceae. The record is from RefSeq and is a predicted model, not a curated record.
AUGUGGAGUGUGAAACUGGCCGACAAGCCUUUCGUUUAUUCAAUUUUCGGAAUCCAGUAUCCAACCGGAAAUCCCACAAAAUCCCAGAAAGAUCUUACAGAGGAGUUUGACGGUCUUAUUUCCGGCCAUGCGGUACAUAUUGAGAGACUGGCGCAAGACGGCUGCGCCACGCCAUUCACUGGGAAGUCGCACAUCUGGCUCGCGUACUGGAAGUCCAGCACGGACUACCAGAGGUGGUGGGCUCGAGACAAUGUGUCUCAAUUCUGGGCAGAUCUUCCUAUUGACGCGGGAAUGUGGAGAGAAGUCCUGACACCAUCCCCUCGACGAAGUCAAUAUGGAGCCAACCAGACAGAGCCCUCCGGCCUCGGACACUUGGGCGAAAGAUUUGAUAUUGGCCACAAGGCAGCCUAUUGGGGAUGCUACCGCCAUCGAAUGUCUGAUCACACUUCUGAUAAAAUGGUGUCUCCGGUGAAAGAGAAAUUGGAGCCUCAUCGACCUUUAUGCAGUUCGUCAGCGGAGAGAUCGGGUCUUGAUACUCGCCCUGCUCGGGUUCAUCUGACGCAGUUUCCAGACAACAUCUGUUUCGUUGUCGAAGGGCAAGACCAUUCCGCCAUUACAGCAGAAGAACAACAAUACUGGGUGGGGAAUUUUGAUGACUCGGUCACUCAUUGGAUGAAAGAUCUCAUGGAGGCAGGACCUGAGUCAGGGAUUCUUGAUGGACGGAUAUGUUAUGAUCCUGAGAGUGGCUUAUUCCGCGAGGGAGAGCCCAAGGCGCUGAGCUAUAACAAGAAAGUACAGUUGUUCUACUUCCAAGAUCUACGCGAAAUGGAGCAGAUUGGACGGCAAAAUAAAGGCCAUGUUGAUUUGCGGAAGCAGUUCCUUGAGGCAUAUGGCCCCGAAGGAGAGAUGGUGAGCGGUAAGAUUUCGCUCAGGGUAGAAACGACUGUUUUGAAAUCUUGUGAGAUGGAUUGUGAAUAUGUUGGAUGUGCUGAAGGAACUGGCUUCAUGGCCUUUAGUUCCCAUCCAAAUCAUUUCUCUUAA